Aspergillus heteromorphus CBS 117.55 is the source of this 1206-nucleotide messenger RNA. RefSeq lists its product as uncharacterized. The transcript has a single exon. NCBI's taxonomy places the organism in Eukaryota, Fungi, Ascomycota, Eurotiomycetes, Eurotiales, Aspergillaceae. The record is from RefSeq and is a predicted model, not a curated record. Bases 483 to 1181 code for a protein of 232 amino acids.
CCUGCCUACCCUACUAGCCGCCCGAGGGAGGGCUAGUCCGUCCGUACGAGACACAGAACCGUUCUGGUACUGGUACUGGUACGGGUACGGUGACGGCGUCAGGACGCGUACGGUACGGGGAAUCCGUCUGCCUUUGCCCGGCGUCAACUCGAGAUAAUAAAUAAUCUCCUCCUCCACUGCCCUUUCCCUCUCGCUCCCUCGUUCUCUCUCCUUUUUCCUACGGCUGAGGUCCUGAAGAUUCCGUCUUCUUACUUUCCUUGAUAUCUCCUCCUCCCACCUCACCUCACUUCACCUCACUCCGGGCGAGCCGCUGCCCUCCACCUCUAUAUACUCCACCACGCCGCCUACUGCCACGCACAACGUGACCAGAUCAGAUCAGGCCAGGUCAGGCGCGCGCCUCGCGACCCCAUCACCCAUCACCAUCGCCAUCUCCAUCUCCCAGACGUGUCGUCUCCUCAAGCAAUCUAUCAAUCACCGCCAAAAUGCCCGCCAAACCCAUCCUCCACCCGCUGAAGACGCCCAAGAACAUGACGUUCCCGUCGGAGCUUCGCGAAGACAUCAACGGCAGCAGCAGCAGCCUGUCCGGCGGGGGCAGCAGAAACGACGACGGUCUCUCGACCCCAAUCACCCCGCCAGCCGCCUACACGGAGUUUCUCAAGGCAUUCACGCCGAUCUUCUCGCCGGACGGCAACGGCGGCACCGUCACCCGCUUCGUGUGGGAUAAGACCAACCGCACGCCGACGUCGCAGCCGGCCAGCGCCGUGAGCGGCUCCUUCAGCUUCUCCGACCCGGCAUCAGCAGGGGGAGCAGGGUCAGGGUCAGGGUCAGGGUCAGCAACGGCAGCAGUCCGUCCCGCCACGGCGACGCUGCCCCCGCCGUCGCCGUACGGGUCCAUCCCGCCAGCGCGCCGCGACAUGCUCAGUCUGCGCCGUCUGCGCAUCCCCCCGGCCAUGCGCUACUCGCCUACCCUGGAGACGCCGCGGAGCGCCUCGGCCAUGCUCUCGCCCUACUCGCCGUCGGACUGGAAGCUGCGCUACUGGGAUGGGCCGCGCAGUGCGACGACCAGUCGGGUCAGCGUGCGGCAUGUCGUCACGCACACGGUCACGUACAAGCGGACGCAGCUGGAUGCGCCGCCCAAGGGGAAGCGGAGAAGGCAUAAUGAGGAGAAGGAGGAGUCAUGAGACGGAAGAUUGGGGGGGGGGGGGG